AAACGAAUUUAAUGAUGGCGGCCAUCGAAUUUGCAGCGGGACGGAGGUGAACAUAUCACUGACAUUUUAAUGAGUCAUAUUUUCGGUGAUACGAACUAUGUUGUUUAUGCGGAUAUCUUCCUAAACCAGCGUUAAUUUAAAAGAUUUAGUAUAUUUAAUAUAAUAUAAUUGAAAUCGUUUAACUUAAUUAAAUACAAUGGCUGCAACCCGGAGACUACAAAAGGAACUAAAUGAUAUAAGACAGUCAGGACUAAAAUCAUUUAGAGACAUCCAAGUUGAUGAGUCAAAUAUCCUAACAUGGCAGGGAUUAAUUGUUCCAGACAAUCCUCCCUACAACAAAGGUGCAUUUCGCAUUGAGAUUAACUUUCCUGCUGAAUAUCCAUUCAAACCUCCUAAAAUAAGUUUUAAGACAAAAAUAUAUCACCCAAAUAUUGACGAGAAAGGCCAGGUUUGCCUUCCCAUCAUCAGUGCAGAGAAUUGGAAGCCUGCCACGAAGACUGAUCAAGUAAUUCAAGCUCUAGUUGCUCUUGUUAAUGACCCUGAGCCAGAACAUCCCUUGCGUGCUGAACUUGCUGAAGAAUUUCUCAAAGAUAGAAAAAAGUUUACAAAGAAUGCAGAAGAAUUUACUAAAAAGCAUAGUGAAAAGCGGCCUACUGAUUAAACAUGUCAUUUCAUUGAAUUUACAGCACUUAUAACUCUAAUAUAACUAGAGUACUUGUGUCUUCUAUUUUGGUUGGUUUGGUUUUUUAUGAAAAUACAUGGAAUUUUAUCUUUAUCAAAACCAAUUACUGCAUGAAUUAUAAAGUAAGAGCUGCUCUUCAUGUUUUGUAAUUAAUUAAUGAUAUAUUAUCAUGGAUAAUGAUAUUUAGUACCAAAAUUUAAAACAAUAUUUUAAAUUAUUACAACAUAAAGUUUCCUUCAAAACAAGUUCUCUAAUUAAAUUAGACAUAAAAUACUAAGAAUGCUGUACUUUCAAAAUAUGUUAUGCUACAAGAUAUACUUUUUAAGAUCCACACAUUGCUUGCAAAAUUUAAGCACCAAUAAUAUGAACAAUUUUUUUUUUGCAAUUUAGGUACUAUCUAAAGAUAUGCCUAUCUAAAUUAUUGGACAGAAUUAUAAUUUUUAAGAUACAUUUAAAACUUUUUAGUUUUAUUUGCUUAAUAUUUAUUUAAAUGCUUAUUUUUACCUGUUUAGAGAAAAAUAUGUUUGGCUAAACGUUGAAAAAAAUAUAUCAUUUUAUUUGUGACACUUAUUACAACAUAGUAAUUCAUCAUUAUUACUAAAUUUUGUAGUAUCUUUAAAUUUAAAAUCUCUCAUUUUAAUUUAUUGCAUUUUACUGUAUUGAACAUCUAUAGUAUUUUUUUUUAUUGUUCAAUGUGUAAUAUUUCUAUAAAUAAAUACAUAAGUGAAAAUUAUAAAAUUAAUAAAAAUAAUCGUACAGCUUAAGCUUAAUUGUUAU
Molecule: messenger RNA, 1459 nt
Organism: Nymphalis io (European peacock)
Lineage: Eukaryota; Metazoa; Arthropoda; Insecta; Lepidoptera; Nymphalidae
Gene: Ubc10
Product: ubiquitin-conjugating enzyme E2 L3
Exons: 4
Coding region: 197-661 (154 amino acids)
Source: RefSeq, a predicted model, not a curated record